CGUGUGGAAUCCGAGGUGGUACCUCCAUCUGCCGCCUGCACACUCUCUCUCUCUCUCUCUCUCUCUCUCUCUCUGUCCCUGGUUUCGGGUUCGUCGUAUAUUUAUUCCCCUGCUGCCUUCCUCCAUCUUGUGCAGUUUGUUAGAACGUUGUCCUGCGGACAUACAGUCUGAGCUUAGUGGAGGUGAAUCGUGGUUUUUGGUGGUGAAGAGUUAGUGGGUUGCAGAGGAUCGUCGUCGUCAGUGCAGAGUUGAUUGCUUGAAUUGGUGCCCCUGCUCCUUCCACAAUGUCGGGCCCCGGGUUCUAUUACUACAGUGAUCCUAGGCCCUUUCACAGCUUCCAGCCGCUUCACUCUGAUGGAUCGCUUGAUUACUGGUUCUAUCCUAACAAGGAUUUACUCAAGUACCCGAUUGAGGAGCCCAAGAAGGACAAUAAGAAGGAUGACAAGAAGGACGACAAAAAAGACGCUGAGAAGAAAGACGGGAAGGAUGACAAGAAGCCGAAGACAAUCGAAUUAAAGGUACACCUAUGCUGCGAAAAGUGUGCCCGCAAAAUGAGCAAAAAACUCGAGAGUAUGGAUGGUGUGCAGAAGCCUGUGAUUUGCGACCUGUACCUGACGAAGGUGACAGUGACAGGCACUGCGAAACCGGAGGCUGUCCUGAAGACCGCACAGAAGAUGAAGAAGGACGCUGCGAUGUGGCCCCAGAAGAAGUAAAAAACCCAUGCUCCUGCGACACGAUCUUGUAAAGACUUUUUGACAUUUUGAACGAGAGUUUAGAAUCAGAUAUUUAGUAUUACAGGAGGCAUGAGUGACAGCCAUGCUCUCCCACUGCGCCGCACCUUGGCCUUUAGUCCGAAAGUCCUCGCUUGAUGCAUCGGCAAGUGCUGAAGCAAGCGAAUCACAGAAGCUGCAGCGUAGCCAUAAACACAGACCUAGCACAGUUGUACAUAAUUCAGCACUUUCAGAAAGCUUUUUCGAUCAACUAUUAAUCUUUUUUCUUUUUCUUUUUUUUC
This is a messenger RNA of Physcomitrium patens, 1012 nucleotides long. RefSeq lists its product as uncharacterized. Gene Ontology annotation, molecular function: metal ion binding. Lineage: Eukaryota; Viridiplantae; Streptophyta; Bryopsida; Funariales; Funariaceae. The record is from RefSeq and is a predicted model, not a curated record.